AUGGGAUUUCAGACGGGCAUGCACACGGCUGGACCGCCGGCGAAGACUUCUGCUACUCGCCCCUACCCUGCUUUCCAGGCAGACGCAGCUGCUCCCGCUGCGGGGCUGGGUGCGCUGGUGACGCGCGGCGAAGCCGAGCUGAGCCCAGUGGAGCUCCUGGUGGUGGGCUCCAUCGCAGGGGUCGUCGCCAAAACUGUCACUGCUCCAUUGGACCGGGUGAGGCUGAUCUACCAGGUCACGCCCUCGAAAGUUUACAGCCUUCGCUGUGCGAUCGAGCUGGCUCGGGAUAUUGCCCGCCUUGCAGGUCCGCAAGGGCUUUGGUUCCCGAGCCCUUGUUGGAAUCUUUGUGAUUUUUUGUUAGUUCUUAUCACACUCAAAGUGCUUAGCGCUCAGAGGAAGAAGGACAAGCCAAAAUGUCGAUUACAUAACGCGCCAAGACUCGCUGAUCCUCACUGGGACACAGGCGGUUUUAGGGUAAGCUACUUUCAACUCCGGAACCCCAGUGAAUGUCAGCUCUCUCAUUAA
Symbiodinium sp. CCMP2592 is the source of this 525-nucleotide messenger RNA. The record is from the annotation of a GenBank genome assembly. Lineage: Eukaryota; Dinophyceae; Suessiales; Symbiodiniaceae.